Messenger RNA from Culex quinquefasciatus (southern house mosquito), 930 nucleotides. RefSeq names its product protein FRG1 homolog (gene FRG1). The transcript has 3 exons. NCBI's taxonomy places the organism in Eukaryota, Metazoa, Arthropoda, Insecta, Diptera, Culicidae. Gene Ontology annotation, molecular function: actin filament binding. Bases 104 to 901 code for a protein of 265 amino acids. Gene Ontology annotation, cellular component: nucleolus; catalytic step 2 spliceosome; striated muscle dense body. The record is from RefSeq and is a predicted model, not a curated record.
GUACCAGAUUGACAGAUCGAUUUGUUGUUUACGUUUUCGUUUCGAUCUCUGAAUCUUAAAAUUUAAUAAAAUUAAAAUCUGUAAAAUUCAAAUUGUUUAAAAAAUGUCAGAAUAUAGUGUUGCUAAAAGCAGUAAAUUGGUGUUGAAAGGCGAAAGUUCCAAGGGAUCAAAACGCAAACACAAGAAGCACAAAAAAGACAAAGAUUCCUCGUCCAAACGGGCCCGCCCGGAGGUUGACGAGGACGCCCUGAAGCACGGCGGCUGGUGGAAGAUUGCUAAAACGACCGACAUUACCGGCUCGGUGGCGAUUCAGUUCGGCAAACGCGCCUACAUCAAAGCCCUGGACAACGGACUUUUUACGCUGGGCGCCCCGCACGACGAGGGCGAUGGGCCCCAUCCGGAGGAAAUCUUCACGGCGGUGCUGAUCAACGAGGACAAGGUCGCGUUCAAGUCCGGGUACGGCAAAUACCUCAAGGUGGAAAAGGAUGGCAUUAUUACGGGCCGGUCGGAUGCCGUGUCCGCGGUCGAGCAGUUCGAGCCGGUCUUCGAGGGGGGCAAGAUGGCGCUGCUGGCCGCCAACGGGUGCUUCGUUUCGGUCGAUCCGGAAGAUGACGCGGUGGUGGCGCUGAAGAAGAAAGUGGGCGACAACGAGGUUUGCGUGGUGCGGAGUUGCGCCGAACGUGAGCAGAAAAAUACGAAGGAGGUGGCGGUUGAGGAGGAGGGCGAUCUGGACCAGGUGGAGAUCAACUAUGUGAAAAAGUUCCAGAAAUUCCAGGACAAGAAGCUGCGAGUCAACACGGAGGACAAGACUACGCUGAAGAACGCCCGAGACGAGGGAACGCUCCACGAGGCGCUUCUGGACAGACGCAGCAAAAUGAAAGCUGAUCGUUACUGCAAAUGAAGUGAAAAAAAAAGACUUUGUUUAGCUUA